Messenger RNA from Vicia villosa (hairy vetch), 1803 nucleotides. RefSeq lists its product as uncharacterized. The coding region runs from base 1 to 1803 and encodes 600 amino acids. Lineage: Eukaryota; Viridiplantae; Streptophyta; Magnoliopsida; Fabales; Fabaceae. The transcript is spliced from 4 exons. The record is from RefSeq and is a predicted model, not a curated record.
AUGGCGGGUGUUGUUCCAACCGAAAUGUCCGCCAAUAGUCCAAGACGUACCGCCCAAUUUGCACGCAAUGCUCAAGGUGGAGCAAAUACGGAGAUGAAGACCGGAAUCCUCCAACUUGUUUAUGCAAAACCAUUCACCGGAAUGGAUCAUGAGGAUCCUUUCGCACAUCUCACCAAAUUUUAUGAGAUUGCGGGUUCAACGGGAGUCGAUGCGGCGAAUGAAGAAUCAUUGUUCAAGACACUAUUUCCACACUCAUUACUUGGGAAAGCCAAAGAAUGGAUUCCAUCACAAAGGAAGCCGUGUGUUCUAGAAUUAAACACUAAUGAUGCCAUCCUUGCUCAAAACAAGAUUCUCUCUCAACAAGUUGAGUUACUCACCAAGAAAAUGUCAAAGCUCCCACAACAAAUGAAGGAAAUUCAUGGGAUGAAAAUGACUUCUCACGUAGCAAGUUGUGAACUUUGUCAAGGUGACCAUCCGACCGGGUUUUGUCCUCCUCCCGAGGGUGAAGAAGUGAAUUAUGUCAACAAUCAAAAUCAAGGUCAAGGUCAACAAUCUCAAGGUGGAAGCUCAAAGUUGGAAGACACUCUUACACAAUUCAUGCAAGCAUCCAUGGCUAAUCAAAGGAGUAAUGAAGCGGCCAUAAAGAAUUUAGAAAAUCAAGUGGGUCAACUUGCAAAGCAAUUGUCCGAGCAACAACCGGGAGCAUCCUUUUCCGCCAACACCCAAACCAAUCCAAAGGAGCAUUGCAAAGCCAUUUUUACAAGAAGUGGGAAGGAGGUGAAUAGUGGCGUAAAUGAAGAGGUUAUAGUGGAAGAUGAGGAGGAAAUAAUAGUUGAAGAUGAAGAGGAGGAAGUGACAGUUGAAAAUGAGGGAGAAAAGAGUGAGGAGAAAGUGGAGGAAGAAUUAGUUGAAAAAGAGCGGAAAGAAAAAGAAGGAAGAGAAAAAAAUGACAAAAAAGUGAAUAGGAAUAAAAAGAGAAAUGAGAAUAUGCUCACUAAGAAAAAGAAGUACACGGAUGAAGAGACGGUUGUGCUUGAUGCUCAUUGUAGUGCAAUUAUUCAAAAAACUCCCCCAAGAAAGGAAGCCGAUCCGGGACGAGUCAUUUUACCGAUCACCAUUGGAGGUAACUACAUUAGUAAUGGUUUGGUUGAUUUGGGGUCUAGCAUCAAUUUAAUACCUUUAUCCGUUGUCAAGAGAUUGGGGAACAUUGAGAUGAAACACACCAGGAUAACUUUACAACUAGCCGAUAAGUCUAUCAUUUCACCAUAUGGAGUUGUACAAGACAUGCUAGUAAAGGUGGAAAAAUUUUUGUUCCCGGUUGAUUUUGUGGUAGUCGACAUGGAGGAGGAUCGUGAUGUGCCAUUAAUACUUGGAAGACCAUUCAUGAAGACCACCCGAAUGAUGAUUGAUAUCGAUGAUGGGAUUAUGAAAGUAAGGGUGCAAGAUGAAGAGGUAAUUUUUACUCUUUUUGAGUCUAUGAAGCCUCAUAAGGAUGAACAUGACAACUUUCGAAUCGAUGAUGAAAAAGGAGAAAUCAUUAAGGUGGAAAAUCAAAUUCGCAAGGACAAGGACAAGGCAAAUCACGAGGGAAAGACUCAUCACAAAAACUUUAAAGUUGGGCAAAUGGUGCUUGUGUGCAAUUCAAGACUCAAGGUGUUUCCUAGCAAGUUAAAGUCAAAGUGGUUGGGGCCAUUUGUUGUGAAAGAGGUGCGAAAUUAUGGAUCCAUUGUGGUGGAGGACCCUAAAACACAAGAAAGCUGGACUGUAAAGGAACAAAGACUCAAAGGCUACCACGAUGGAUAA